AUGAGAGCAGCAGGCCCAGCCAGAAGUGGUACCAUGUCUGAAUGGAGGUUCCUCAGCUGGGUCAGCAUUCUGCUGACCAUCCUCCUAGAUCUAACACACCAGGGACCUCAUGGCUCUGCCUCAUCAAGCAGCAAGUUGUUGAUGAUGAGCUACUCCAUACGUUCCACCGUGGUGUCUCGUUAUGCACACACUUUGGUCACCUCUGUCCUCUUCAAUCCACAUGAUGAAGCUCAUGAAGCCACUUUUGACCUGAAUCUACCCCGCAUUGCCUUUAUCUCUAAUUUCACAAUGACCAUCGACGAUAAAAUCUAUGUUGCAGAAAUCAAGGAAAAACAACAGGCAAAGAAAAUGUAUGAGAAAGCCUAUCACCAAGGAAAGACAGCUGCUCAUGUGGGCAUCAGGGACCGGGAAUCAGAAAACUUUCGAAUCUCCACUAUGCUGGCAGCAGGCACAAAGGCAACUUUUGCCCUGGCCUAUGAAGAACUGCUACAGCGACACCAGGGCCGGUACCAGUUGGUGGUAAGCCUGAGGCCUGGACAGUUGGUGAGGAAGCUGAAUGUAGAAAUCACUGUGUCCGAAAGGACAGGCAUCACCUAUGUGCACAUACCUCCUCUGAGAACCAGCCAAGUGUGCACCAACAACCAAACAAGAAACACAGAAUUCAGUACCACACCCUACGGGAGCCUAGUGCAACAGGCUUGGGUCUAUGGUGGCUAUUUUAUUCAUUACUUUGCCCCCAGAGGCCUCCAGCCACUAGAGAAGAAUGUGGUGUUUGUUAUUGACGUGAGCGGCUCUAUGUUUGGAACUAAGUUGCAACAGACUAAAAAGGCCAUGGAUACGAUCCUCAGUGAUCUUCAAGCCAGUGACUCCUUCAACAUCAUUACCUUUUCUGACACAGUUAACAUCUGGAAAAAUGAAGGCUCAAUCCAGGCCACUGUCCAGAAUAUCCAUAGUGCCAAAAACUACGUGAGUCGCAUGGAAGCAGAUGGCUGGACGGACAUCAAUGCAGCUCUGCUGGCAGCUGCUUCAGUGCUGAACCAUAGCAACCAGGAGCCUGGAAAGGGCCGUGGUGUGGGGCAGAUUCCUCUUAUCAUGUUCCUGACAGAUGGGGAGCCCACAGCCGGUGAGACAACUCCCAGUGUGAUUCUUUCAAACAUCCGUCAGGCACUGGCCCACAGGGUAUCUCUUUUCAGCUUGGCCUUUGGAGAUGAUGCUGACUUCUCACUGCUGCGUCGUUUGUCCCUGGAGAACCAGGGAGAAGCAAGACGCAUAUAUGAGGAUGCUGAUGCAGCCCUGCAACUAGAGGGUCUCUAUGCAGAGAUUUCCAGGCCUCUCCUGGCAGACGUGCACUUAGACUACCUGGGUGGCUGGGUUGGGGCUUCCUCUAGGGCCCAUUUCCCUAACUAUUUUCAUGGCUCAGAGCUGGUGGUGGCUGGCAACGUGCAGCCAGGUGAGCAGGAACUGGGCAUCCACUUGGCAGCCCGUGGUCCAAAUGGUCAUCUCCUUGUGGCCCACCAUAGUGAAAAAGCCAGCAACAGUAGCCAGAAAGCCUUUGGUUGCCCCGGGAAACCUGCCCUCAAUGUGACCCACUUUAUCCGCCGCCUGUGGGCCUAUGUCACUAUUGGUGAGCUGCUGAAGGCACGCUUCCAAGCCAGGGACACCACAACUCGCCGUCUGUUGGCUGCCAAAGCCCUCAACCUAUCCCUUGAAUACAACUUUGUCACAGCUCUGACUUCACUGGUUGUGGUGCACCUCGAGAAGACCAAUGAGGAAGCCAUGACCCAGCCAUCCACUACAGCCAAGACAAGCACAGUCACACCCUCAUCCAGCAACAGGCUUGGACUAGGAACAGGCACAGCUCAGCCAGCCUCAGUGUUCAAGGUCUUUUCCAAAUCAAGACCCACAAAACCAACCUCAACUAUUAUUGCUCCUACAAUGAAGGUGACCAGUUCCAAGGAGCUAGGGGCACUGGGUUGGUGGUCUAAUAGCCUAACAACUUCAGUACAACCAAAACCCCAAAUUCCAGGCCAAGAUUCCAGCACCUUGGCACUGCCAACUUUGAAGAUGAAACCUCUUGCCCAUGUGCCUUCAAAUUCUUUUCCUCGGAAGCCCAGUACUUCAACACACCAGAAUCCUGGCAUCACAUCACUGGUUAAUUCUGGGACAUAUAUCCUGCCAUUGAAUCCUGUGAGCCCUUCCCAGCCCAAAGGUGGCACCAUGAAACAUUUUAUUUCAUUUACUCCUUUCAAACUCCCUGCUUCAUCAGAUGCCCACCCUACACCAGAUACCCCAUCAUACUCUCAACCUGUAUCACAGGAACCUAUAUCACAGUCAUCCCAAAGUGUGCCACAGCUCAAAUCUAUCUCCACAUUUCAGAUACCCAAACACCCAUUACACCUCAGCUCCAAAGAUCUUGCUCCCAAGACUUCCCCAAAUUUACCACACUCUAAACCAGGGAAUGUCUUACCCAAGUCUCCUAAAAUCCCUUCAUCUCAUGAACCUAGUGUCUCAUCUCACCAAACUUCUCCUAGCCUACUUUCCAAGUCCAGAACAUCAACUCCCUAUAGCACCCAAAUCCCACUGCCUGCUAGACCCAGGCCACUAGUUCCUCAGAGCCUCAGCACAUUCUCAAAUACACUCUCAAGUUCCACAAGUCCCAGCAGCACUGUGGCUACCUCUAUUCCUGGGGAGCCUCUCCCUUCUCCCUUUACCCCUACUCUGACCUCUCUGCUGCCCACUGCAAGACGCUGGCAUCAGCAAGACCUGCUGCUAGAACCCAAGAGCACCAGGCAAGUUCUGGGACCAUCUCUGCCAGGGAUUCCAAUAAUGGCCCAACCCAACAGCUUUACUCCUAUGCCAUAAGUGGCUCCCCUACACCUCCCAAUCUUGCUGCCUUCCAGCACUCUCCCAGAAGCCAUCAGUCUUCACCUUCUCCCAGAGAAACUCCACCUGCUGUCAGAGUCAGUGGAAGAGUCCAAAUUCGUGGAGUCCUUGAACCCACCAGUCUUCUAUACCUUCCUCACUCCUGACAAAGAUGGAAGUCCACACUGGAAUGGCAAUUCUGAGAGAACUCUGGGAUUUGCUGAACAUGACAUGAACUCUGAGGAAAGUUCUAAGGAGCUGGUAAAAGGCACAUGGCCAGGCAUCUUCAUCUUCUCAUCCUCUGUGGAUGGAGACCCCCACUUUGUGAUUCACAUUCCUCACUCAGACGAGAAGAUCUGCUUCACAUUGGAUGGUCGCCCAGGGGACCUCUUGAAGCUCAUAGAUGACCCUAAGGCAGGGCUGCAUGUAAGUGGGCAGUUGCUUGGAGCACCAUCAAGACCAAGUCAUAAGGACCAGACCCGGACAUACUUUCAUAUCAUCACAAUCACUUCAGAUAAACCCCGGGCCUACAACAUUACAAUAAGUCGAAGUUCUAUAUCUGUGCAAGGUGAGAGCACCUUGAGCUUAUCCUGGAACCAACCUGCCCUGGUGAAGAAGCCCCAGCUUGAGCUCCGUGUGGCUUCUGCAGCCCUUCUCACCCUCCGCCUUGGGCCCCAUCUCAACUUCUUCAUCCUUCGUCACCAGUACAGACACCCCAGCACACUACAGCUACCCCAUUUGGGGUUCUAUGUGGCCAAUGGCUCAGGCCUCAGCCCCUCAGCCCGUGGCCUGAUGGGACAGUUUCAAUACACAGACAUCCGGCUGGUAACAGGACCUGCUGGAUCUUAUUUACAGAAGCACCAUGGCCUGGACGUGCCAGUGGUACUAGGCAAGAGGCUGCUGAAAGAAUCACCAAGGGUGCUUCCCCGCUGGACUUCAUGCUGGCUCGUGAAGCGCUCUCAUGUGGAAAGGCUGCUGGGUCAGCCCUACCUUGCCUAUGUUCUGUGA
Messenger RNA from Mus caroli (Ryukyu mouse), 3870 nucleotides. The record is from RefSeq and is a predicted model, not a curated record. NCBI's taxonomy places the organism in Eukaryota, Metazoa, Chordata, Mammalia, Rodentia, Muridae.